UCCAACUGUGUAAGCCGCAGACACACUGUCUCAAAAUUGUAUUAUUAAUGCUAAAUAAUUACCCAAAUAAAAUAAACAACAAAAGAAAGCGAAAGAAAGCAAAGAGACAAAGGAGAAAGUAGAAACGGUUUUUCCUCUUAAAAAAGAGAAAGGAAAAGAAAAGAGAAAAGGCGAAGCUUCAUUGUUUAGAUUCACUAUCAUUUCUACUCAUUUUCUCUCUCCAAACAGUACUUUCCUCUCUUUGUCUAUCAAUUUAUCCGACUUUCAGUUCGCUUUUUUUUUUUGUGAGGUGCUGUGUGGGGCGUUGAUUAAUAAUUAUUGAAUUGUGGUUGCUGUUGUGAGAAUAGUGACAAAAGGUUAUUAUUCACAAGACAUAGGCUAUAGGCUCGGCUCUGCUGAAACAAACUCAUAAUUCUGGACAGCCGGGGGCAUUAAUGACUGUGCUAGACCUGUAUGACCAUAGAGAAUCACUUGGGGCCUUGGAACCUAAGAUCUAUGUAUAGGUGACAAGUCCCUGUACUCAGGUUAUUGUGGGUGGUAAUGUGUCCUUUCUUAGUGCAAGGGUGCCUUUGCUGGUGCAUUCUUUUGGGACAAUUCUGUACAUCCACUCUUUCUCUUGGUUCACAGCUGUAUCGAGGUGGGAGUAUUUGGUCUCUAAAUUGGCUACAUAAUUCUGGAUCAGGUUUAAGUAAUGAUUCUAGAAGUGGCAUGUUCAACUAUGCCGAACCAAUGGAAUUUUCAUUCCCAUCAAAAAGUUAUGUUUCUUGCGAGGACCUAGAAGGAGUUGGGUCAUUUAAUACCACUUGCUUGCUCAAGUCAAACCUGCAUUUGAAUUCUGAUAUUUACAUAUAUGGUACAGGAAACCUGAAAAUACUGUCCCAUGUUUCAAUUGCGUGCCCUAUAGAAGGCUGUAUGAUUACACUCAAUAUGACUGGCAAUGUCAACAUUGGUCAAUAUGCAUCUAUUGUUGCUGGUUCGGUUGUUUUUGCUGCUGCCAACCUGACGAUGGAGCAUUUCUCUUCUAUAAAUACCACUGCCUUAGGGGGGGCACCACCUCCUCAAACUAGCGGUACACCAGUUGGGUAUGAUGGAGCUGGUGGAGGUCAUGGUGGCCGAGGUGCUUCCUGUCUAACAAAGAAUAAGACAAAUAAUUGGGGAGGUGAUGUUUAUGCUUGGUCAACUUUGGCUAAGCCAUGGAGCUAUGGAAGUAAGGGUGGAGGCACAUCUCCUGAGCAUAAGUUAGGAGGAAAUGGCGGAGGACGUGUUAAGCUUCAAGUGAAGGAGAUACUAUACUUGAAUGGAUCUAUCACUGCAGAAGGCGGGGAAGGCGGACUGAAUGGAGGAGGUGGUUCUGGUGGAAGUAUCUUUGUGCAUGCUGUAAAGCUGAAGGGAUAUGGUAUUGUCAGCGCAGCAGGUGGGAGGGGAAGAGGUGGAGGUGGCGGUGGAAGAAUAUCUCUUGAUUGUUACAGCAUACAAGAAGAUGUAAAGGUUACUGUUCAUGGUGGCGCUAGUAUUAAUUGUCCUGCAAAUGCUGGUGCUGCUGGUACAUUCUUUAAUGCAGAUUUACUAAGUUUAAGAGUUGGCAAUGAUAAUGUGACAACAGAAACGGAGACCCCUUUACUUGAUUUUCCUACUACACCUCUUUGGUCAAAUGUUUUUGUGGAGAAUAAUGCAAAAGUUCUGGUCCCGCUGCUUUGGACUAGAGUGCAGGUCAGAGGCCAAAUUGGCGUAUAUCGUGGAGGCAGCAUUGCCUUUGGAUUGUCUGCAUACCCAGUAUCAGAAUUUGAGCUUGUGGCAGAAGAACUUCUGAUGAGUGAUUCCAUUAUAAAGGUUUUCGGUGCAUUUAGAGUUGCUGUUAAAAUGUUACUCAUGUGGAACUCCAUAAUUGAAAUUGAUGGAGGAGGAAAUACCAUUGUUACUGCUUCCAUCCUUGAAGUCAGAAAUCUGAUUGUUUUACGGGCUAACUCUGUCGUUAGCUCAAAUGCAAAUUUGGGUGUAUAUGGGCAGGGGCUACUAAAGUUGACAGGUCACGGUGAUGCAAUCAAGAGCCAGCGACUUUCCCUUUCUCUUUUUUAUAAUAUAACUGUUGGACCAGGUUCUUUAUUACAGGCUCCACUUGGUGAUGAUGCUAGCCGAAGCGUGGUUACGCAACCACUAUGUCAGAGUCGGGCAUGUCCAAUGGAUUUGAUAACUCCUCCAGAUGACUGCCAUUUCAAUUAUACGCUAUCCUUUUCACUUCAAAUAUGUCGUGUUGAGGAUCUCCUUGUGAGUGGUAUUGUUAAGGGAAGUAUUAUCCACAUCCACCGAGCAAGAACUAUAAUUGUUGAUGCUAGUGGAAUGAUAAAUGCAUCAGGAUUAGGUUGCAGUGAAGGUAUUGGAAGAGGAAAUUAUUCCAAUGGAGUUGGCAGUGGUGCUGGGCAUGGGGGACGAGGGGGCUCCGGAUAUUUCAAUGGAAUUGUGAGUGAUGGUGGUAAUAGGUAUGGUGAUGCUGAUCUACCUUGUGAAUUGGGAAGUGGAACUGAGGGUCCUGAUCGAUCCUAUGGAUAUGUGAUUGGAGGGGGAAUGAUUGUGAUGGGCUCCAUUCAAUGGCCAUUGUUAAGGCUUGAUCUCUAUGGAUCUUUGAAGGCUGAUGGUCAAAGUUUUGAUAAUGCAUUAGUAAACAGUAAUGGUCCUUUGAUUGGUGGGAUUGGUGGAGGUUCAGGUGGGACGGUCCUUCUUUUUCUUCAGGAACUUGUGCUUGCAGAGAACUCAUGCUUAUCUGUCUUAGGCGGGAGUGGUGGCCCUCUUGGUGGUGGUGGAGGUGGAGGUGGGAGAGUUCACUUUCAUUGGUCUAAGAUAGAUAGCGGGGAUGAAUAUGUUUCAGUUGCAAGUAUAAGUGGUUCAAUCAACAGUAGUGGAGGUGCUGGUGAUAAUGGUGGUCUUUUUGGGGAACAAGGCACUGUUACUGGGAAAAGAUGCCCAAAAGGUCUUUAUGGUAUAUUUUGCAAGGAAUGCCCUGUUGGCACUUACAAAGAUGUCGAAGGCUCCGAUGAAAGUCUUUGCACUCCUUGCUCACUUGAGCUUCUUCCUAACCGUGCAAAUUUCAUAUAUGUGCGAGGGGGAGUUAGCCAGCCAUCUUGUCCUUAUAAAUGCAUAUCCGACAAAUACAGGAUGCCAAAUUGCUAUACUCCUCUUGAGGAGCUGAUGUAUACAUUUGGGGGCCCUUGGCCUUUCUCCCUUCUUCUGUCUUGCUUCUUGGUGCUUGUAGCUGUGAUGUUGAGUACGCUGAGAGUAAAAUUGGUUGGCUCAGGUUCUUCUUACAGUGCAAACUCAAUCGAGCACCAGUCUCAUCAUCAUUUUCCACAUCUGCUUUCGUUAUCAGAGGUGCGGGGAACUAGAGCUGAAGAAACUCAGAGCCAUGUCUACAGGAUGUACUUUAUGGGUCCCAAUACUUUUAGGGAACCCUGGCAUCUUCCUUACUCGCCUCCCAAUGCAAUUAUUGAGAUUGUGUAUGAAGAUGCUUUUAACAGAUUUAUUGACGAGAUUAACUCUGUUGCUGCAUAUGAUUGGUGGGAAGGUUCAGUCCACAGUAUACUUUCAGUGCUUGCCUAUCCUUGUGCCUGGUCCUGGAAACAGUGGCGGCGGAGAAAUAAAGUUCAUCGACUUCAGGAAUAUGUCAAAUCCGAAUAUGACCAUUCGUGUCUCCGUUCUUGCAGAUCACGGGCCCUGUACAAAGGGAUGAAGGUUGGAGCAACACCAGAUUUAAUGGUCGCAUACAUUGAUUUUUUUCUUGGUGGUGAUGAGAAGCGUUUGGAUAUUGUAUCUAUAAUACAAAAAAGAUUCCCCAUGUGUAUAAUUUUUGGGGGGGAUGGGAGCUAUAUGUCGCCUUAUAGUCUUCACAGUGACACAUUGCUGACUAAUCUCCUUGGACAGCACGUCCCAGCAUCUGUCUGGAAUCGUUUGGUGGCUGGAUUAAAUGCUCAAUUGAGGACUGUGCGGCACGGGUCUAUCCGCUCUGCACUACUUCCUGUCAUUAAUUGGAUCAAUAGUCAUGCAAAUCCCCAACUUGAGUUUCAUGGGGUCAAGGUAGAGCUUGGAUGGUUCCAAGCUACUGCCUCUGGUUACUAUCAGUUGGGUAUAUUGGUUAUGGUUGGUGAAUAUUCUCUCAGCAACUUGCAUCAGUCUGAUUUUUUUGAUGGAAGCAAUGGUGAUUCCACAAGGAAGAAUGCCUCAUGUACAAGCAGAAGUCUAAAGCAGCUGCAGCAGGAUCGGCUUUACAUGAGCCAAGUGUUAUCUUGUAAAAAGAUGACUGGAGGAAUCAAUGGAGGUCUCAUUAAUGAUGCUACAUUGAAAUCUUUGGAAUUUAAAAGGGACUUUCUCUUCCCAUUUUCUCUCUUACUGCAUAAUACAAGACCUGUUGGGAGACAGGACGCUCUUCAGCUUUUUAUAACUAUCAUGCUUUUGGCGGAUAUUUCCGUGACCGUUCUUACUUUGCUUCAGUUCUAUUGGAUUUCUCUUGGAGCUUUCCUUGCAAUCCUGCUUAUUCUUCCUCUAUCCUUGCUUUCUCCAUUUCCCGCGGGCUUGAAUGCCUUAUUCAGUAGAGAACCAAGAAGAGCUUUACUUUCUCGUAUAUAUGCAUUGUGGAAUGCUACAUCUCUGUCUAAUAUUGCUGUCACUUUCAUCUGUGGUAUUGUUCACUGUGGAUUCUCUGCUUUCCAGCCACCUGGCAAGGAAAACACAUGGAAGACUAGAAGGGAGGAUGAUAAGUGGUGGCUGCUGCCGACAAUCCUUCUGCUACUCAAGUCAAUUCAAGCUCGUAUUGUGGAUUGGCACAUCGCCAAUCUAGAAAUGCAGGACUUUUCUUUAUUCUGUCCAGAUCCAGAUGCUUUUUGGGCCCAUGAAUCUAGUUCUUGAUCAAAGCUGAAACAUCAGGACUCGCUAUAAAUGCUGAGCUUCUCUAUUAUGUCCAGAAGUCAGAGACUGAAGAGGCUUUGCCUUCAGCUUCAGCGCAGGUGCGAUUGCUUUGUGUAAAUUUGUUACCACUUGUGUAAACCAUUGAUGGUAACUGUGCAGUUCUUCUCCUUUUGUAAGUAAGAUUGUGCAGGAAUCAGUUAAAGAGAGUUAUUUGAGCGGGGCAGUGUCUAUGAUAUAGUAAAUUUUGCUAGUUCACUGUAUAGAAACUGUUCUAGAUUGAGAAUUCAUUUCUGUAAGAUAAACAAUUUUUGUGUUGCUCUCCCAGUUAACUCAUUAUCUCCAAUUUGGAAGCCAAGAAUCAAAAUUUUCAUGAUGUUACUUGAUUAA
Messenger RNA from Ricinus communis (castor bean), 5280 nucleotides. RefSeq lists its product as uncharacterized. The coding region runs from base 541 to 4893 and encodes 1450 amino acids. Lineage: Eukaryota; Viridiplantae; Streptophyta; Magnoliopsida; Malpighiales; Euphorbiaceae. The record is from RefSeq and is a predicted model, not a curated record. The transcript has 24 exons.